This is a messenger RNA of Impatiens glandulifera, 1290 nucleotides long. Its product is annotated as histone-lysine N-methyltransferase SUVR4-like. The record is from RefSeq and is a predicted model, not a curated record. Gene Ontology annotation, molecular function: protein binding; zinc ion binding; histone methyltransferase activity. The transcript is spliced from 7 exons. Lineage: Eukaryota; Viridiplantae; Streptophyta; Magnoliopsida; Ericales; Balsaminaceae. Gene Ontology annotation, cellular component: nucleus. Bases 1 to 1290 code for a protein of 429 amino acids.
AUGACAACAAAUCCAAGAGUUGCAAAAGCAUUUCGUGCAAUGAGAAAUUUGGGUAUUAAUGAAGAGAAAACGAUGCCAGUAUUGAAAAAACUUUUGAAACUUUACGAUAAAAAUUGGCAACUUAUUGAAGAAGACAAUUAUAGAACACUCGCAGAUGCUAUAUUUGACCAAGAUGAAAUACAGCAACUACAUCUGAACAAUUUCAUGUUUGAUUUCAUAUUUCUUAUAUUUGAUCUAUCAAAUAUAUUGCAAAAUGUAGAGAUAGAAAAUGACAUUGCAAAUGGACAAGAGAAGGUUGUAAUUACACUAGUAAAUGAAGUUAACGAUGAAUGUCCACCAUCUUUUCGUUAUAUUUCGAAAAAUGUGGUAUUUCAUAAGGCUUAUGUCAAUUUUUCAAUGGCCCGAAUUGGCGAUGAUAAUAAUAGUUGUGCAAAUUGCCAUGGUAAUUGUCUAUCAUCCUAUCCACCUUGUGCAUGUGCCCAUGAGACUCGAGGUGAUUUUGCAUAUACUCUAGAUGGUUUUGUAAAGGAGGAAUUUAUAGACGAGUGUAUCUCUAUGAACCGCUAUCCAGAAAAGCACAACCAAUUCUAUUGUAAGGGGGAUUGUCCGCUUGAACGAUUGAAGAUUGAUGACAACUUUAAAGAUUGUCAAUGUAAAGGUCACUUAGUAAGAAAAUUCAUCAAGGAAUGUUGGUGGAAAUGCGGAUGUAAUAAACAAUGUGGGAAUCGAGUCGUGCAACGUGGCAUAAAUAUAAACUUACAAGUUUUUAUGACAUCUGAAAUUGGUAAAGGAUGGGGUCUUCGAACCUUGCAAUACCUUCCAAAGGGUGCUUUUGUUUGUGAAUAUAUUGGUGAGAUAUUAACAAACCAAGAGUUAUAUGAGCGAGGGUCGGUCAAGCGAGACGAUGAAGUACAUACAUACCCUGUUCUACUUGAUGCUGAUUGGGGAGUGGAAGGUGUCUUAAAAGACGAAGAAGCUCUAUGCUUGGAUGCUACUUACUAUGGUAACGUUGCAAGGUUUAUUAAUCAUAGGUGUUUUGAUUGCAAUUUGGUUGCAAUACCUGUAGAAGUGGAGACUCCCGAUCAUCAUUAUUAUCAUCUUGCAUUUUUUACAUCAAGAGAAAUGAAAGCAAUGGAAGAAUUUAAUUGGGAUUAUGGGAUUGACUUUGAUGAUCAUGAACAUCCAAUCAAAGCCUUUAGUUGUAGUUGUGGCAGCAAAUUCUGUAGGAAUAGUAAACAUAACAACAGAAAAUCUUCUAGAUCAAGAUCAGGAUCUAAAUCUAAGAGAUGA